Molecule: messenger RNA, 1497 nt
Organism: Xyrauchen texanus (razorback sucker)
Lineage: Eukaryota; Metazoa; Chordata; Actinopteri; Cypriniformes; Catostomidae
Product: protein NYNRIN-like
Exons: 2
Coding region: 1-1497 (498 amino acids)
Biological process (GO): DNA integration
Molecular function (GO): nucleic acid binding
Source: RefSeq, a predicted model, not a curated record
AUGGUUAGGUUGCAGAGGGAGGAUGGUGAGUUGGGGCAAUUGUUCCAGCUGCUAAUGAAGCCACUAGAGGAGCGUGGGGAAGUAAGAAACUACCCUGAGCUGCAGAAAUUUGUAAGAGUAUGGGAUCAGCUUCAGAUACAGGAUCAGUUAUUGGUGCAAGUCCCUCCACGAAAUUCUGAUGCAGCUGAUAAAGUACAGGUGGUACUUCCAAAGUGUCUGGUUCCGAAAGUGUUAGCCAUGUUGCAUAAUGUAGUUACAGGUGGCCAUUUGGGGGUGCAAAAACUACAAGGAAAAGUUAAAGAUCGGUUUUAUUGGCCAGGGUGGUUUGCCGAUGUGAGGAGGUGGUGUAGUGAGUGUUCGGAUUGUGGGUCACGGAAGCUUUUAGCUCGAACCCCACAGGCUCCGAUGCAUCCUUCUGUCACGUCUCGUCCUUAUGAGCAUGUGGCUUUGGAUAUUUUGGGUCCACUUUCUGAAACCAUUGAUAAAAAUCUUUAUAUUUUGGUUGUGGGAGACUAUUUUUCUAAGUGGACAGAAGCUUUUGCUUUGCCAAAUCAGGAAGCACGAUCAGUUGCUAAAGUUUUAGUAGAGGAGUGGGUUUGCCGUUAUGGUGUCCCUCGUAGCCUUCAUUCUGAUCAAGGCAGAAAUUUUGAAUCUACUCUGUUUCAGGAACUUUGCAGAUUAUUGGAGAUAAAUAAAACGCGUACUUCCCCCUAUCACCCUCAGUCAGAUGGGCUCAUUGAGCGUUUUAAUAGGACCUUGCUGUCUAUGCUGUCCAUUUUUGUGGAUAAGAAUCAACAAAAUUGUGAUUCGUUAUUACCUUAUGUGAUGAUGGCGUAUCGUAGUAGCGUCCAUGCCACUACUGGCUUUACCCCUCAUAAAGUUGUGUUUGGGAGGGAGAUGGUAUUACCGGUGGAUAUUAUGUUGAAUGUGAACUUGGAAGAGGCUUUUGUGUCUCCAAGUGAAUAUGUGCAACGUAUGGCAGAGAUUUUGUCCACUGUUGUUGGGGCAGUGCAGCAACAUCAGUUACAGGCUUCUGCUCAGCAGGCCCAGUUACAGUCAGUUGAUGGUGGGCCUACUAUGGUCAUUCAUUACAAUCGGUUAAAACCAUAUGUUUCUGAAUUUGUUUCAGAGAAGCGGGAGGGAAACGAUGAGACAGUGCAACCACCACUGCAGCGGUUAGUCGACCCAUCGACCCCUCAACGGGUGCCACCUGUCGUGGCGGAGAGACCACCAUCUGCAGAGGGGCGAUCCUGCUUUGGGGGAACAAAGGAGGGAAAUCUUCAACAUGGUUCAUCAUUGCCGCCAGCGCGGUCAAGGUUGGAGUAUAGCCCGGGGCUGACGGUUGAGCCAUUGUAUGAUGGGGGAGGCCCUGCGCAGAUCAUCACAACUCCUUCUGCCGAGGUGGUAGGACCUCCACGACAGAGGAAGUUACCGGUUUGGACUAAGGAUUACCACCUUGACUCGAGGACGAGUUCUUCUGGAUUAGAGGGGGAAUAG